AUGGCAAGUAUUGAAAAGGAGCAUGCGGAAACAGGAGGCUUCAGUUCAGAAUGCGAAGAGAUCGAAAUCGAAAGUGGACUCUAUCAAGAUUUUGAAAUUGUCGAUGUACCAGGUCUUGUCGAGGGUGAGAAGAAUGCAAAACAACGCAAAGCAGUUGAACGUAUUGUUGAAUUAUAUGUUCGUAAUCCACGUUUUGCUAUUGUGCUUCUUAAAGAAGCACAUCAGUCGAAAGAGAAUAGUCAUGGUGCCCGUCGAAUUCAUGAUUUAUGUACAUCGCCAAAAGCUAUCGCUUCCAAUCAACCACCGAGGAUGGAUUAUCAGGAGCACAUGAUUACAAUACAAACAAAAUUCGACAUUUUUAUGCAGCAAUAUACGAAUGGUACACAAGCAAAUCAAGAGAUUGCUGCUCAACUGACCAACUUUGAACGAUGCUACUUCGUGAACAUGGUCUUUGACGGCUUCUCUAUGAAAGAUGAAUCAUAUGCGCGUAAUCGUCAAUACUUACUAGGCUUACCCGAAUUAGAGAAGGAAAAGGUGAAUGAAUGGAUUCGGUCUAUCAAUCAGAAAGCGGCGCCUGGUGCUGUUGGAAAGUUUGAACGUUUCAAAGACGACUAUCGAUUAUUGAUUGGUAUUACAACUGUUCGGGAACAAAUUCAACGAUUUUGGCUUGAAUGUAAAAAACAUGAUAAGGCGACAGCUGCUAUUAUACUUUUAGUCAUUCUUAUCUGCAUUGCUAAAACUGUUAAAAGUGGUACGUCAACAUCUGGAUAA
Rotaria sp. Silwood2 is the source of this 771-nucleotide messenger RNA. Lineage: Eukaryota; Metazoa; Rotifera; Eurotatoria; Philodinida; Philodinidae. The record is from the annotation of a GenBank genome assembly.